Molecule: messenger RNA, 1303 nt
Organism: Neoarius graeffei (lesser salmon catfish)
Lineage: Eukaryota; Metazoa; Chordata; Actinopteri; Siluriformes; Ariidae
Exons: 4
Coding region: 237-1163 (308 amino acids)
Source: RefSeq, a predicted model, not a curated record
CUACUGCCACUAGGUUGUGUUGUUUCAAUUCAAGCUAAAAAUGGGACGCGAGCUUGCUCGAGAAGGUUUCAUAGAGGUCUCUGGAUGUUAGACGUAGUGAGUGAUUAUCAUUUUUGCGUGGAUAGGUGACACUUUCUACGCCAAAAUAAAGCGUUUACUUGGCUAAUGUUGUGGACUUUGCUUAGCUUACGUUAGCGCUUGGGCGUUUAGAUAGCUUAGCCAGUUAGCAGUAGAAAAUGUAUCUUUUAUAUACAAUUCUCGCAGCACUUUUGUGUUUUCUGGUAAUGAAAUGGAUGAAGCGCAGAAGGUACUGCAUGGAUAUAAGAAGAUUGGAUGGAAAAACUGUUCUUAUAACUGGCGGUAACUCUGGCAUCGGGAAAGAGACGGCUGUGGCUUUGGCCGUGCGAGGAGCCCGAAUAAUCAUCGCCUGUCGAGAUGAAGACCGAGCCAGGAAGGCUGUGCGGGAGAUCAAAGACAGGAGCCACAACAUGAACGUGCUCUUCAUGGAGCUGGACCUGGCCAACAUGAGGUCCAUCCGAGAGUUCUGCAAGAACUUCUUGCAGAAGGAGAAGAGGCUGGAUAUUCUCAUCAAUAAUGCAGGUGUUCCUAGUGUCUUGGAUUGGACCGAUGAUAAUUUUUCCAUGUGCUUUGGUGUAAAUCACCUGGGUCACUUUCUCCUGACCAAUCUUCUGCUGCCGCGACUUAAAGAGAGCACACCGAGCCGCGUCAUCACCCUCACCUGCUCCAGCUACAAGUACCAGAGACUGGACUUCCAAGACCUUAACUACAACCUGUUCCCUUUCUUCACCUACUGCCGCAGCAAACUGGCAAAUAUCUACUUCACCCAGGAGCUGGCUCGCAUCACGGAGGGCAAAGGAAUGACUGCCUACACUGUGCAUCCUGGUUAUGUGCAGAGUAACUGGACGUGCCACUACUCAUUCCUGUACCAGCUGCUCAUGAAGGUGAUCAUGUUUAUGUUUUUCGUGUCGUGCGAGGCCGGGGCGCAGACCGUUGUGCACUGUGCCGUGUCGGAUGAGGUCAUGGCUCACAACGGGGGUUACUUCAGCAACUGCAGACCCGCCUCGUUAAAACCUUACGCCAAGGACAGUGGCGUGGCCAAAAAACUCUGGGAGGCUAGUGAGAGAUUGGUCAAACUUGCCUAAAAGAUGUCUGAUUGUCAGUAUUGGAUUUUUUUUAAAUAAACUAUUUAUUGUGUGUAUAAUAACAUUUUUUUCUUAAGUAUUCAACGAAUUAUGUGAUGCUUGACCAGCCUCUUGCUAAAAUAAAUAGUUUAUUAAUGAGA